Molecule: messenger RNA, 1244 nt
Organism: Dermacentor andersoni
Lineage: Eukaryota; Metazoa; Arthropoda; Arachnida; Ixodida; Ixodidae
Biological process (GO): developmental process; regulation of transcription by RNA polymerase II
Molecular function (GO): DNA-binding transcription factor activity, RNA polymerase II-specific; RNA polymerase II transcription regulatory region sequence-specific DNA binding; protein dimerization activity
Source: RefSeq, a predicted model, not a curated record
UUGAAAGACGGUCCGGACCGUGGUUCUUCAAGUCGGCCUCUCAAUUGGUCGCUCGAUAAGACAUCUUCUCUGAAAGCACGCGACUCGCUGUUUCUUUUCUGUCCUUUCCGCUUAGCCGCCUACGUUACUCAUGGGUGCAGACCAUGGGCCCGGACUAAGUGGGACUGCGGUGUGAUUUCUUAGGCGCCAAGAUCUUCUGACUGCUUUCCCGACGUCCAUUCACUGUGUGUUAUUGCGAAACGAAGCCGACGAGCCGAUGAAAAGCGCCCGAAAGGAGAGUUAAUUGAACCAAAGGGUCUCCCGCCAAUCCGUCUGCGGCCGACGAAACCGCAGCGCCCCCACCCCGUCCGACCCAUGGCGCGGAGACGCCGUCAUCCCCACGAGGCACCCGCCGUGACGCGGCGUCGCGCCGCGGGUUCGAACGCCGCCGACGGCGACGACGCGCCCUCGAGGCUCAAGCCGCGGCCCUUGCAGCGCAACGCGGCCAACGCCCGCGAGAGGGCCCGGAUGCGCGUUCUGAGCCGCGCGUUCUCGCGGCUCAAGACGUCGCUGCCCUGGGUGCCCGAGGACACCAAGCUCUCCAAGCUGGACACGCUGAGGCUGGCGGCCGGCUACAUCGCGCACCUGCGCCGAGUGCUGCUGGACGACGACGAGGCGUCGUCGCCCGGUUCGGCCGCCGCCGAAGAGGCCGCCUGCGGGUCGCCGCGGUGCCUGCACCCGCUGACGCUGACGUGGCCGUUCUCAUUCCACCAGCGACUUCCCAGUCCCGAGGGGCAACAGGACGCCGAGCCCAAAGCCCGACACGCCGUCUCCUGUCGAAUGUUCGAGGGUGAUGCACCUCUGGCGUCGUCGAACCGACCCGCCAAGCAGCCUUACCAGGAACCGGCCGCGUGUCACGGAGGCCACCGAUAUUCGUCCGCCCCCGCGGACGACGGAUUCGAGUCCUUCCUCGACUACCUGAACAGUUCCUCGGGACCGUCGCACCCUUCGUACUCGGGACGCUUCAUGGCCAUAACGAGUCAACGACCCCUGUGUUCCUCCUAAAGUCUCCCCGCGUUGUCCUCCUCACAGUGAGGCUUCGAUCGUAAAACGAGGCAAAUACUAUCCGUGGUUUUAAAUGGAGUCCUUACGUCAGGGUCUAGAGUCAGGGUCAGGGUCUAGAUGCAUGUGAACGGAGUAAUCGUUCUGGUUCGGCAUCCGCUGCACCGAACAUGAUUACAUCUGUUGCACAAUAUAUAUAUAUA